AUGACUCGCUUCUUCACCGAGUGGCCGACAUGGGAGAAACUUUGCUUUAUAUUGGCAUGCGCUAUUGCCGUCACUCUCAUUGCCGGCGCUGCGAAACUCGGCUACACACAUUGGAAACUACGAAAAUACGUUGCUGUCGCCGAGAAGGGGAAGAGAGAGCAAGGGAUACAGCGGCAGGCGAGCAUUGGACGGACUGCGUCUGCGCGGGAAGGUGCAAACGACUCGUUUGGAAUCACGGCUUUGGAGAAGGGCCAGGAAACCGAGGGCAUUUGGGUGUCCCGCAGCAACACCCCAGAGCCCGCCAGCCGCGCGGACUCCAGAAGCUCUUCUAUGUACGAUGACACGUUGAAGAUGGAGAUGGCUGCCAUCAAAGAACCCCGUGGAGCCCCCUUUGGCCGUCAACCGCGCGCUUCGCAUGUAAUAGCCAGCGACACGCCGCGUACGUCCACCAGCACCGAACGAACUCGGUCUACUGAGCACCCUUCCUCACGUCCCGGCACACAUGAAGCCGUGCUUUCGAGACCUCAGCGGAGUGAAUACCCGCCCUCUUCGAUUGCCAAGUACAGCUCAGCGUUGCCGACCCUCACGCGGCAGGACUCUGGCGUAAGUACCAUAGAGGCCAUCGAAGCGAUUUACGACGCGGCAGGGCCUAUCAGGUUUGAUAGUGAGCAUCUGGAUGCCGACCACGGCGUGACUACCAACGGAAUCUCGUGCCACUCGAGCUCAGAAGGUAGUGAGAGCGACCCUGUCGCAACAUCGGCCCCGAGACUAUUGAGUCAGCAGUCGAGACCUCGCCAAAAAUCUUCAGAUUUUGAUUUAAUGCACAGCCAUCGAAUGUCACUUGCAGCAGAGACAGGUCAGUUGGCACCGCGGCGACGGGCGGGUCCCAGUGGCGAGUGGGCAAGCAUCACACAUGCUCAAAGACCAAGUACAGCUUCAGAGCCGCAAUUCCUGAAACAACGGCAAAGGUCGCGUUCACCUACAGAAGGGCAAGUCCAGACGUGGUCACAUAGCAACUCGUCCUCAAAGUUCAAUGCUCUACCGGCAGCAGUACGCCGCUCAAGUCUGCCUGAUGUCACGCCUUUCGCAACAUUCUGCAAGACUGCGCCUUCCUCGCCACUUCCGGAGAUCCAGUAUGUAAGUGGUACUUCGCGGGUGGGGACGAUCGACUGGAGCGAGGACACAAGGAACAUCAUGACUGCAACAACGACGGAUCAGAACGGUGAGAUACCUCUUGUUACGCUGCCGGCGCCAACGCAGCUGCGAGAUCCUACCGUGCCCACCUCCGAGGAUCAAUUGCCCCCCAAGCAAAAAUCCUUCGAGCAUCGAGCAUCUGCAGUGAUAAGGGGUCACGGUACAGGCUUUGAGAUACUCAAGCAAGGAACUUUCACAAGGGCUCCACCGAUCAGUCUUCAGAACGGGUCACGGUCACGGUCCAGCAGCAUUGAGAGCAGGCGGAAGCUACAGAAGAAGCGACAACCGAGCGAAGAGUCGCAGAAAGGACCAUCGAGUCGUGCAAGUCUUGUCUGA
Fulvia fulva is the source of this 1530-nucleotide messenger RNA. RefSeq lists its product as uncharacterized. Bases 1 to 1530 code for a protein of 509 amino acids. The transcript has 2 exons. The record is from RefSeq and is a predicted model, not a curated record. Lineage: Eukaryota; Fungi; Ascomycota; Dothideomycetes; Mycosphaerellales; Mycosphaerellaceae.